CGCACGGAGCUUCAGUCGAGGAAGUGAGUUGAAGAGGCUUCAUCUGCGGCGGAGUGGAGUUCGGUGUUUAUUCCGCGCUCGCAAAGGCUUUAAGUCACCCGGAGUAUUUAAAAACAUGUCGCAGUUUGAUGACAACCCAUUUGCAGAGUCCGCUGGGGUCAACCCUUUCAAUGACCCAGCUGUCACUCAGGUGACAAACUCCAGCAUAGAACCGAUUGACCAGUACAACCCUUUCCCUGCCACAAGCCUGGCGAGUCAGACCACUCCAGCCCCUCCACCCGCCUACCAGCCGGCAGUGUUGCCGCCUUCCGCAGAGCCCAGUCCACAGGCGACUGCCACUGCGGCACAGGCCAACCUGCUGAGGCAGCAGGAGGAGCUGGAGAGGAAAGCUGCUGAGCUGGACCGCAGAGAGCAGGAGCUCAAGAAUCAAGGCCCAGGGAAAGUAAACAACUGGCCACCACUCCCUAAAAGUUUCCCCAUCAAGCCGUGUUUUUAUCAGGACUUCUCCGAGGAGAUCCCCACGGAGUACCAGAGAGUGUGCAAGAUGAUGUACUACCUCUGGAUGUUCAACUGUGUGGCGCUCUUCCUCAACAUGCUGGCGUGUCUGGCCCUCUUCACCACGUCUGCGUCCAACGGUGUGGAUUUUGGCCUCUCCAUCCUCUGGCUCAUCCUCUUCGCGCCCUGCUCCUUCCUCUGCUGGUACCGGCCCGUCUACAAGGCCUUCAAGACUGACAGCUCCUUCAGCUUCUUCUUCUUCUUCUUCGUCUUUUUCUGCCAAGUGGUCAUCUUCAUCAUCCAGUGUGUGGGCAUCCCUAAGUGGGGCAACAGCGGUUGGAUCGCCGCCUUCUCGGUCAUCGGCAGCAACAAGGCAGUGGGCGCCAUCAUGAUCAUCGUGGCCGUCAUCUUCACCAUCUGUGCCGUGGUCUCUGUCGUCCUCCUCAAGCUGGUCCACAGCAUGUACCGCCGGACCGGCGCCAGCUUCACGAAGGCCCAGCAGGAGUUCUCGCAGGGCGUCUUCACCAACAAAACAUUCCAAACCGCCGCCGCCGGCGCGGCGUCCUCUGCGGCGCAGGGAGCCUUCCAGGGAAACAACUAGCUGCCGCCACUGCCACUAAGCUUAUAGAACAGGUCAAGGUCUACGAAUCAUCAGGUGAGGGUUGAUAAAGUGGAAGUGAGAAGAAAAACCUUAAAAAAGAAACUGAGGGUGCCACCCCUCACCAUUAUCUUGAGGCGAAAGAACCACAGCAGGUGCAUUGUGGGUAAAAGCGCCCGAGAGACGUUGACUGAUGAUUUCACUUCGUCUUGGCUUUGUACAUUUCUUUUCAUCUUCCGUGUGAGUGCGAGCGUGCUUGCAGGUGUGUGGCGUGUUGGGUUUUUUUUGCGUGUCAUUGAUCGGCCAAUCAAAACAUUUCUCCAAGUCCUCCUUACUGCUUGACAAAUUCCGAUACAACACACACUUGUACUGUCCCCAAACUUUGAAUCGCUUGCUAACAAGUUGGCUUAGAAACAAGACUACCUGGGAAAAAAAUAUGCUUCUAGAACAUCAAACUUGAUGUACUUUUUGCAUUUUCACUCUUUAUUUACAAUUUGAAAAAUAACACUUUUUGUAUGGAUGUAUAUUUUCUAUUGGCUUUCUCAUUGACUAAUGUUUAUUAUUAGAGACAUAUGAACAUAUAUAUAUAUAUAUACAUAU
Entelurus aequoreus (snake pipefish) is the source of this 1693-nucleotide messenger RNA. RefSeq names its product secretory carrier membrane protein 2 (gene scamp2). Bases 116 to 1096 code for a protein of 326 amino acids. Lineage: Eukaryota; Metazoa; Chordata; Actinopteri; Syngnathiformes; Syngnathidae. The transcript has 9 exons. Gene Ontology annotation, cellular component: trans-Golgi network membrane; recycling endosome membrane. The record is from RefSeq and is a predicted model, not a curated record. Gene Ontology annotation, biological process: protein transport.